UUAUUUACACAGAAAUUAGAGAAGGGACUUGACGUGAUUUACUGGCGGGACCACUGGACGCCAUACAGGGAUAGAGGGAAUAGUCCAGCAGUGCUCGAGCAGCGGUGGAUGUGGAAGUGAAUUGUCCGCCAGCGACCGAGUGGGGGAACUCUUCAAGGCCUUGCCUGUUACAACUACACUGAAGAGAGAGCAGGAGGCACAGUUGAAUAAUCACCUAGAUCUUGAUCAAGAACAUGGCCAUUCUUUGGACCCCCAUCUACAUCCAGAAUAUGACCAUGGCAGUAGGAGGCCACACUGGGAAUGUGAUCAUCAUGCCCCAGAUGCAAGUCUAUGCUUGCUACAUCUCUGAUCUGGUGGUACCCUCUGGGGUACUUCUGCUCACCCAGCCCCUAGGAUCUACAUUUCUGGUCUGCACUCCAGUGACUACGGAACCACCAUUGGUGUUUUCUAUUUCUGGACAGCCCCAAGGGCUCCUUCUCGUUUCUGGCAUAUGCACAAGUCUGUUCCUUCAGCCCUGUGUCACCCUUCAACCUCUGAUACAACAACCACAGGCACCCAAAGAGUCUGAGCAAGCUGUGGCUGAUACCUCCGAGGAGCAGCGGAAGUUGGAGGCUGCUGAGGCUCUGCUGGCUCUGAGCAACUCAUCCCCAGCUCCAACUGAACCCAUGCAUCUGGCCCAGCCUUGCAAUCAAUCAGCUCCUGCUGGAGAUAGAAUACUUCAGCCUCCUGUUCCUGAUAUGUUCCCCAGGCCAGCCAACUCCAACUAGCUUCCUGUUGGCAGUGUACCAGAGGAUGCAGCUGGGCUUCAUCCCUCUAUGAGUU
This is a messenger RNA of Ochotona princeps (American pika), 822 nucleotides long. RefSeq names its product doublesex- and mab-3-related transcription factor C1-like. The record is from RefSeq and is a predicted model, not a curated record. NCBI's taxonomy places the organism in Eukaryota, Metazoa, Chordata, Mammalia, Lagomorpha, Ochotonidae. Bases 234 to 767 code for a protein of 177 amino acids. The transcript has 7 exons.